Molecule: messenger RNA, 1066 nt
Organism: Emiliania huxleyi CCMP1516
Lineage: Eukaryota; Haptophyta; Isochrysidales; Noelaerhabdaceae
Exons: 7
Source: RefSeq, a predicted model, not a curated record
AUGCUAUUCAUCUACAACGACACGUCCGGCUCGUGCAGCCCAGGCCGUGCCUCGGCCGGCGGCCUCAACUACUUUCUCUUCCUCUCGGCCGCUCUCCGCGCAGCAGGGCUCGUGACGACUGACCCACAGCGGGCCACCGUCUUCUACCACCCGGCGUGCCUCAUCAACGUCUACUUCGAGACGAGGCUUCCGAACUGGAAGAGCUCCGGCGCCGUCGCCGCGCAGGCGACGGCUGUGCAGCGCCGCGUCCUCGCGGAGAUUGCAACCUAUCAACACAGGCCGCACCUGCUCAACGGACUGCGCUGCGCGCUGCAGAGUGGGCAGGACGGCCUCACGUCGCACAUGCGCAAGACCUUCCCUCUCCUGUGGGGCUCGCGGCGGUUCGCCCACUUUUGCGCCGAGGCGCUCGGGCCCGUCGACCACUCCCGCGCCGUCCACCUCUGGUACUGCCAGCCGGAGCAGCAAGAAGCGGCGUCCUCACAUCGGCCUGUCAGGGUCCUGUUUGUGGGGGCCACCUUCGAGCGAGCCUUUGGCGAGAAGAAGGAGCACCCGCGCGCACGGGCGAUCCGCGCGUUGCGCCGCACCGCAGGGCCGGCAGACCAUCUCCGACGCGGAGCUGCAGGCGCUGUACUCGCGCGCAGAGUUCGCGCUCUGUCCGGUGGGCGACACGCCCGAGUCAAAGCGCGUCUACGACGCGCUUCGCGCCGGCAGCGUCCCGCUGCUCAACUCCAAGUUUGUGCCGCCGCCGCUCGGCUCGUGGAGGUCCUUCUCCGCUCGGAUCGAGUACAACCGCUCCUCUGGAGGCGUGCUGCUCUGGAGGACAGAUCCCCGCCUGCUGCUGCCGCGCGCCUCCCGGCUGGCCGCCCUGCAGCGCGGCGUGCGCCAGAUGCGCGACGCGUUCACCUGCGACGCGACACGGAACGAGCGCUUCCGCGAGUACCUGCGGCGGUCGCUGGCCCGUGUCAGGGACGCGGCCGCCGGGCGAGCGGCGAGAUCGCCCGCGGUGCAGCGUGGGCCUGCUGCAACAGCGGCGCGGAGAGGGGGGCGCCACACGGCUGUGGCGUGA